This is a messenger RNA of Macrobrachium nipponense, 9110 nucleotides long. Its product is annotated as sal-like protein 1. The transcript is spliced from 3 exons. The record is from RefSeq and is a predicted model, not a curated record. NCBI's taxonomy places the organism in Eukaryota, Metazoa, Arthropoda, Malacostraca, Decapoda, Palaemonidae. The coding region runs from base 250 to 3747 and encodes 1165 amino acids.
AAGGAGAGAACGUUAUAUGCUUUACAAAUGUAAUUUUAUUCAACUGUCAAUCUCCGAUUUUACAGUAUUAAUGUUUGGACCAUACCUAUUGCCAUCGUCUAUGAAAUAUACAGAAUAUUUCAUAAUUAUAUUUAAAGUAUAAAAUUCUGAGUAAUUGUCAUACCUACUUAUGUCAUGAAAAAGGAUGUUGUUUGCUUAUGAGCAGUUCUGUGUUAAUACCCUCAUAGAGUCUUAAGGAGAAAAAUCAAUAUGGGUGACACUAAUCAUGCAUGCCGGGGGUUUGAAACCCCCAGCCUUGGGGGUGAUCUAUGGCCAAUGGGUUUUGAUGUUGAUCUGGCUCUUGAGACUCCUGGAACUCGGAAAGACCCAGGGAGCGGCCUGAAUUCUGGACUGGUUAAUGUAAGUUUAAAUUCUUUGCAUUCACAUAAUGGUAAUUCUGCCACUGGUGGUUAUAAUGAUAUUCAUCACUUGACUGGGCUUUCAUCAAUAUUACAAAGAUCAGAUGAUUUACACACUGGAGACAUAUGUCAGAUGACAGAUCUAACAAACUCUCUACCUAAAGGAGAUAGUGAGUCUGCUCAGAGUCUUUUAGCAAAGUUAGCAUGCCAUGAUCUUGGACCUGACUUAACAGCAAGUGUAGAUGCAAAUCACAAGGCAAUUGAAACAGCCUUAUUUGAUCCAAAUACUGCUGCAUUAUCCCAUGCUGGUGGAAAUGGUGUCCCAAAUGUGCUGUCACACAAAAAUUCUCUUGAAACAGCAGAUGUGUAUGGUAGAAUGACUUGCUAUGGAGGUAAACUUAUACUGCAACUGAGACAUUUCAAUUUAAAUACAAAUUACACUUUAAAUGUUACCGAGUGUUGGCUUUGUGGUGACAAAGUAAAUUCGGGUCCACAGUUAUGCCCCCACAAGCAUUCACUGAAUGGACUUUUCCAGGUGAAUGAUGAGUAUGUUCAAUUGGAAAUUGAACAUUACAUUAUACCUGAACAUGCACUUGACACUCCAGACAGCCAAGAUAUGACUGACAAUAUUCUCCAGCAUUCAGAUACAUCAGGGUUACAUCAGGAUAUGGGUACAACUAGAGACUUAGAUAUCCCAGAAAGCCUGCCAGGAAAUGGAGAUGCUUUGGGUUUAGAUAGUGGGACUGGAGUGAGCAUUGGUGGAAGUAGUGCCACGUUGCACUACACUGGUGCCCCUGAUAAUGGGUUGAUGCCUUCUCUCAGUGUAGCACCUAAUCUUUUGAGUCAUGCUAUGGGUAACCAACCCUGUCUGAAUCAGUCCUUUGGACAGUUACCUUUACCCUCAAUGUCAGUUGCUAAUAAUUCUGUGGACAUGAAUUCCAACAUUCCUGAUAUGGUAAAAAAUGAGAGUAUAGCCACAUCUGCUCAGCCUUUAUGUUCUAUCAGUGGUCCAGUUAUUGGUGCAUCGGUCAGCACUUCAGUCAUGGGUUGUUCAUCAAAUACACCUGUAAUUGGUUUAACACAUUCAGAGGAAGUUUCCUCUAGUCCAGUAAUGCCAGCUCCUGUCCAGAGGAAACUACCUAUGCAUAGUAAUCAGAUGUCUCUUGUGAACAGUUAUGCUGUUGACAAUGUACUUACAAACUUUAAUGUAGACGAACAGCUAAACAAUGCUCCAAUGCCCAGUCACUCUGUUUUACGUGAUGUCAGUGCACAAAACAAAAGUACGUUACCUUACCAUUUGCCUUUUUCUGACAAUGAUUACUCCUGUCCUCCAGAAAAUGUUAGUAAUAUACCAGAAAAACAACUUAGCAACCCUUGCUUGACUCCUUUAGAUUCAGUCUCUCUGAACUUAGAAUCUCAAACACAGCAGACUGACGGUACUGCAAAGAAGCAAGGGGUUGGUUCAAAAAAGAGAAAGGGCAGGGUUCAGAGGAAACCAAGUGUAUAUCAGGAUGCUAGUAACAGGAUGGAUUUACCGGAAACUGUUCCUACAAAAAUCUUGACUGAUGAUUCCCCUCAAAAAUCUUCAGGCAGUACUGUGAAAACUGAACGCUUAGGAGGCAAUCCUACCGAGUGUCGCCAGAUAACUCGAUCUGAUGCUAGUUUUGAGGACUGGAUCAGACGGAAUUUGCCAGAAGAUGAUCUUAUUGUGUCUGAAAAUCCUCUGAAAAGCUCUAGUGAAAUUGCUGUGAAGUUAGAAACGACAGAAACAAAUAUUGAAUCUUCUAAAAAAGAGAAAGAAAUUACAGAGAAGUCCCCCAAAUCCAGAGAGCCAGAUCAAACUUCCCGUUUAGCAGACCAUAUGUUGAGAAGAGGUAUAGAUCUUGUAUGUCGAGUAUGCCAAAAAGACUUUGGUAAAAACAUAAAAGUUUAUAAAGACCAUAUGAAGGAUCAUGGCAUAAAGGAAACCGAGUUGUUUGCUUGCUGUUUUUGUACAAAAAUGUUUUCAAAAUGGAAACAUUACACUCAGCAUCUUCGAACUCAUGUCAAGAAUCACAGGUUUUCUUGUAGGUUGUGUACUGCAAGUUACUCAAGGUAUGCCAAAUUACAAAGGCAUAUGUUAACCCAUGGUCAAGAAGCCCCAAAGAACUUUGAAUGUGAAAAGUGCUCAAAAUCUUUCACUACAAAAUAUUACUUGAUUUCUCACCUUUCAUCACAUCGUGAAAAAAAGUUCAAGUGUGACACUUGUGGAUUCUUGUGUUCAAACUUGUAUAAUUUAGAUGUUCAUAAGAAGAGCCAUUUGUUAGAUAAACCAUUCAAGUGUAAAAUUUGUGAAAAAACAUUUCUUAGAAAAGAUUUUCUGAAAAAUCACAUGGACAACAUACAUGAAAAUAAAAAGCUAACAUGUGAAAUUUGUGGUAAACUCUUCUCUCGCCGGGAUGUAUUAAAGAGACACAUAGCUGUGCACAAUAAUGAAAAGCAUGAAUGUGAAAUAUGUUCCAAGAAAUUUACCAGAAAACAUAUAUUACUGACUCAUUUGAAAUCACACAAAAAUGCUGCUUCCUAUAAAUGUUCUUUGUGCCCAGCAUCAUUUGUCAAAAAAUAUGUUUUAGACAAGCAUGAGAAAAUUCAUAAAGUGAAAGAGCAAUGCAAAAUUUGUUAUACUUUCUUGCCAUCUAAGCUGAGUCUGUUAAAUCACAUGAAACUUCAUUCCCCCGAGAAUUCAAAGGAUGAAAAUAAUCGUAUGCAUAAGUGUGAGAUCUGUAACAAAUUUUUAACUACAAAGGAUAUUUUGAGAAAGCACAUGCGUAAAAUACACGGUAAACUUCCCAAACCAGUGAAACAAAUAAAACCUAUUGAGAGGGAGAAGCGUUUCUUUUGCCAAUGGUGUUCUAAGGGAUUUACACGUAGUUGUAAUCUUAAUUCCCAUCUUUUGAAAGCACACAGUAAGGAUACUGAAGAUGAGUUUGAAGAUGAUCUCUCUUCAGUACUGAAAUCAAAAUUAGAAAGCAAUAGUGUAGAAAAAACUACAAUUUCUAGUUCUUCAACAUCAUCUACAAGUACUUUAUCAUACCAGUCGGCAGCAUCGUCAUCAACUGCCGUAACAUCAGCCAGCGGAGGAGUUACUGGUGCCUCUCAGAAUCCAAAUUUUCUGGUUGUUGGUCCUUUUACCGGUGGCUUACCUUCAGCUUCACCAUCUUCUUCUCCUCCUCACCCUUCACCUGCACUUCCAGUAUCAUCUCAUUUUCCUUCUUCUGGACCACCUGACUCUCCCAUUAAUUUGUCAACAGAUGCUAUUACUGCGGCAGCUUAUCUUCUAGCAUACCUGUCAUAUCCAGGUCCUUAUUAGAUUUAUAAGUUUUAUAUGGACAGGAAAAAUGUAGGUUUCAAAGAAAGAAACAAGGUGGUACUUUGUACAAAGAUGAUAUUGUACAAUUAUACCUUAAGUGAAUUAUCUAUAAAUACUAGCCUUGUGUAGUUAUUCUAUUCUAUUUAGUUUGAUUCAUGAUUGUAAAGUAUAUUGUAUUAUGGUUUUUAACAUUUAUUCUGUUACAUAUAUACUUUCCUUAAUUUUUAUACAUUAUGUAGAUAGUAUCGUAGGGAACUUACAAAUUGUGCGUUAUUUCCAAAAUGUGUUUUUAGUUUUGCGACAUAGAUUAAGAGAAUGAACUCCUACCUCUGCAUAAAAUAACAAAUUAUUAUUUUUCAUUUCUAAACUCUCCCAACAGAUGGUUUAUACAGCUCUCUUGGUUUGUUUAGCCAUGCUAUUUAAAUUGUCACUUUUGUUGACUGAAGCAUAUUCUCUUAGUUUGUGUGAAAAUUGGUGAAGGUACUUUGUGAUGGACCAUAAAUUUGACAACCCCUUGUGGAUUUAUAAUGCAUAUAACAACUAGAUUCAAUUUUAGAUAUCCCAACUUUCAUUUCAGUUAAUUAUAUCAAUCAGUAACCCCCUCUGGAAUAAAAAAGAUAUAUUUAUGUGAAUGAAUUUGUAUUUUAUAUUGCCACAAACUUAUGCCAUGCUGAACAUAUUUGUAACUGUACUAUAAUGAAGUCAUAAGCCAACCUAAAAUUUCUAGGCUUAAUCUAUAAAGUACACUUCAGUUGGAAAGCUCACAAAUGGAUGGUUUCCUUGUUUGUGUCAACUGGGAAAUAAUGGUGAAUUGUUAUUUGCAAAACAUCCCUGUGAUCAGACAACUUUUUGGUAAUUGGGUCAUGUACAUUAACUUUACUUCCCUCUAAAUAGUUACUGUCUCCCUGUUUAAGAUUGUUUUUACUGCUUUCAACAUGUAUAGAUUUACUUAGAGAAUUUUUAAUGCUUUCAAUGUGCGUAGAUUUGCUUAAGAGUUUCAGUUGCAUGUUCUGAGUUAUUGACCAUAAAUUGAAUAUAUGUAUAGUGUUUAAGGCAAAGUUGGUAACUCCUAUUAUCUGUUAUUAAUAAUAAUGGGACAGAUGCCUUAUACAUGAACAUCAGAGUUGGUCUGUUAGCUUCUGACAUUCCAUGAGAUUCUUUAAAAUCGAUUGUAAGGCAUUUUUGUUUGAUUUUACAUAGGCAUCAUGUGGGAGGUGAGAUCCUGAUAAAGGGCAGUUAUAUUAUUGUAAUGCAAAAGAAGGGUUUCUUUAAAAAAAAUGCUGAAUCAGUAAGAUAUAGUUUUUAUAUGUAUUUUAGAUGUAAUGAAAAGCAAAAUUCUGUUUUCAGUCCAUUUUUUUUACAGGAAUUUUCAGUAAAUUGUCGAUAAAUUGUUGUGUGUGUGGUAGAUAUUAGUAAUGAUAAAAUGGUUUAUAUGGUGCCCUUCACACCAAUAUUGCAUCAUUAGGUUGUCCUGUUAAGUAGACUGAAAAUUCAGCAUUGUGUAUUUCAUGUCAAGAUGAUUAAGUUACUGAUAUUCAUUUAUCUUAAGAAUAUCAGAUUUUAAUGGUUUCUUAGAUGCAGUGCUAUUAUCUUUACAAGGGCCAAAAAAUAUAGCAUUUGUAUGUGAUAUUGGACUAAGGUUCCGCAUCAUCUAACAAUUGCCAAUGUGCUUAUUGAUUUAUAUUUUUUAAUAUUGCCAUAAUGCUUUUGUAAUAUAUAUGUUACUUUAUAUCCAUACAUGAAAUAGUUUUUGCUGUGGUUUCUCAUUAAAGAACAUCAGCCUCUACACAGAAAGGCAGACAGCCUUAAACCAAAUAAAUAACUACUGCAUAAUUAAGUCACUUGAGGUGCAUAUGGUUAGUAUCAGUUUUGUUAAUAGUAUCAUCAAGGCCAAAUCAUUAAUAAAGAUGAUUUUUGUCAAGUACUUUGUAGUUUGUGUCAAAUAUUAUUUACUGUAAUGUACUUAUGCUUCAGAAAUAAUAAUGGUACAUACAUAUUGUAUACUAUGAAUUAUUAUGCAUUAUAUGCAUUAUUUAGUUUAAAGAUUAGUAUUAGUUUCCAUAAUCAAGUGCAAUAUAGUACAUUAAAAAAGUUGUAAAAAACAAAUUUCCCUUAUCUCACCUAAUUGUUUAAUGUGGCUAGUCUAAUGAUAGUUUUAUGUUAUUGCAGCUUGUAACUGGAAGAUCUGAGUUAUGCGAACUAUUAAGAAUAUACUGCAUGUAGGUCCUGUCAUUCCAUAAAAAUCUCAUGAGGAAUAAUGACCUUUAUUAAUCAUUUUAAGAUGUUGAUAAGAGAACAUUUAGCUGACCAUAUUGUGAAGUCUUGUGUCUGAUGUACAUGCUUUUGUAUUUAAUGGUUUUAGUUUUGUAAGCUUCUUUUAUUGUACAGCAAAAUUGCAAACACAGUUCAAGAACACUCAUUUGUUACUUUCUACAGCAGUUUAUUGAACAAUGGACUCUAACCGGAUUGAAUGCAUAUGCAAAUUUCAGGCUCUAGUUACUGAUACUGCUGCGUACAAUUAAGGUUGCAUAUGCUAUACCAUAAAUGUUUCUGACCAAGAAGGGAACAUUUUUCUAAACAAAUGCAGACUUCAUUGUUUUUACCUGUGGUUUAACCAGACAAAGGUAGAUAAGACUUUAAAUCUUAUCUGUUGCCAGCCAGGAAAAAGUAGUGGUUACCAGAUGAGUCACAGAUGCCCCUCAAAGUGGCAUGCAGGUCACUUGGUGGAUCAUAAUUUUACUGUCCCAGUGCAAGUGUCUUCAAGUGUUACUAUUGCUAGCACCAGUCAUCCUAAUAAAACUGACAAGGAAUCAUAGUGAUUGCCAGCCCAGAAUGCUCCGAUACAUUAUUAGUUAAAUGAUAAACAACUAAAAAGGUUCCAUGUUAAGAAUACUGGACAUGGAAGACCACCCAUAUUUACAUUAGGCAUAAAGACUUAAAUCCCAAGAUCAAAAAGUAAUUCAUAAGUUUUGAGGCAGCAUCAGAAAAGGAGGCUAUUGGAAAGUUGUGGCCAGAUCACAUUAGUUCCAUGUACUUAUUAACUAAAUAACCUUACAAGCAACAGACAAAUCUCAUUUCAUUGAUCAUAUCACAAUAAAUGAUGUCAGUGAUACCUUGCUGAAAUUACUUUAUGAAUUUAAUAGCUGUUGUUUAUGCAGUACAGUAGUUUUCAUAUUUAUUCUGAGUCACCUGGAUUAAUUGAUCCUUAUAGUGGUACUUUUCUGGAAUAUACAGCUAGCUACUGAAGUAUUAGUUGAAUUCGGUGGUUAGUCAUUUUGAUAUGAUAUUGUUGCUGUCAUAAGCCUUAUCAGAUUUAAGUCUUGAGGAUGCACCAUACAAGCUUUUAUGCAUUUACUGUAGUUAAAUAUACCAGUCCUAACAAGUCCAGCAACUUGUCUUUCUGGCUGAAGUCAGCUAUAUUUUGUGACUGGUGUCAGCAGGAUGCUUCUCUACCUGUGAUCCAUGUUCCCCCAAUCCUUGUUGUCAUCUUUUUGUCCUUUAGAGAAAAAAUGCUUUGCCAUUGUAGUAGUAGAAAUAGGCAAUAUCUUAAAUCAUGAUAUUUUUUCAUUAGAUUCAUUUUUAUCUUUUAACAUCAAAAACUAAGUUUCAUAACAGACCAUGAAGUAACUUAUAGAUCUGGGCUUUGGCCAUGAAUACCAUACAUCUAUCCAUGAAGCUAUACAAUAAAUUUCUGAAGCCUCAUGCAGGCUGUAUGCUGGCCCUUAAAGAAACUUGCUCUAUGGAUACCCUCACAAAGCAGAUAUAGCUAUACUUUAACUAACCACUUGGAGCACUUUGUUAUGGCUAAGAGAAAGAUGAUUCAUAAACCUUUAAGUCACUGAUUUUGUGUUUUGCAUAUCAUGCUUUGGUUUUCAUGGUAAUAGCACUUCUAAUCCUAAUCAAGCAAUACCUUGCUUUAAUUCAGAGUUGACCAAAGUACUCUCAAUUCUUCCUGAGCAUAAAAUAUGGUUAUGGCAAGGCAAGUAAUACUAUAAGCACUACUUCAAUCAUCAUAUUUUUCACCUUAUUGUAGAUGCUAACAGACCUCCUCAUGUCACCAGACUGUCUCAGAUUUAGAUAGUAUACUGUCCACCUUUUGCAUAAUUUGGCAUUGUAUUCACAAGGUAAUUUUAUUCAGUGACAACCUCUGAUAUUUAGGGAGCACACUGCAACAUUGUUAAUGGGUAGGACCUGUAGUUACUUCCAAAGUUGACAGUCUACUAGCACCUGAGUUAUGCACAAUUAUGCUAUCCCCUAAUUUUUAGCCUCAUUUUCCAUUUUUCUUUUUUUAAUUGCUGUAUGUACCUUCUGUCUGGAACAAAAGAUUUCUGAGAUAUCCUUGUCUUCAUGAAAAUAACCAUUAAUUUUUUUUAAGUCAGCACUUGUGAGAUAUUACAGUUUGUGGGCUCAUAAUUGUAAAAAAUUUUAACAUUUCUUGAUAUAAGAACCUUUAUAUCUACUGUGGCUAAAACUUACUUGCAAGUUUAGCGAAGUGGAUUCAUCUGGUGACCCAAGAAUGACUUUUGUAAUUGACACUCGGUAAACACAGUGCAUAUUCCAGCAGCAGUUAACAUCAGCUGGAAGUGCUUUACUCUCUCCAGCUCUGAUAAUAGAUAUAAUAUUAAGACUGUUUCAAUGUUAGUGUAGCUUAUCAGUUCAUGGUUAUGUAACAAAACAAGAGUAGUUUGGUUAUUUCUAAUUUCUUAUCACUGUGUAUAAGAUAUUACUGGCUCAUGAGUGGAAAGUUAUUGAACAUCAUAAAAACUACAUAAAAUAAUUAUUUCUUAUUUGUCAUGAAGAGAACAGUGGAAUAGACUCAUUCUAUAAGUCUAACCCCCAUAAAGUGAGAAGCUGAUGUAAAAAGCUUAUGAAGUGUAUUAUAAUGGCAGCUAUAUCUGGUGCUCUAUAAAGAGGGCUUCAGGGCAUUUUAAUUUUCCAUGUUUGAGAAAGAUAAUAAGUACUACGUACUCUGAUCUACUUAUUUUAGUGUUAGGGGUUCUGAGUCUUUGUAUAAAAAAGAGAAGUAGGAUAAGAUUACAUUUAGUCAACAAUUGAUGGUACAAAUGAUGUAGAAUACCAUUUAUUAAUGAAGCUUAUGUGUAGUUAUACACAGGAGACCGAAGGAGUCUUAUGUUCUGGAUUGCUGUAAUUUGUAUCCAAGGAAAAACUUAGUAUGUAUGACUAAUAGAGAGUGACUGAUUUCGUUUUUUAUAUUUUUACCAAAGUUCUUUACUGGUGUAGCACAAGUCAUUUUUGUGAAUUUUUGCCCUUUGUGUAAAGAUGGAUAAAACUGCUGGAGAAUAUUAAACCUCAAUUUAGGUAUUUAAGAAUUAUGUCUUUCAAGAAUAAAGUUAUGUUUAUUA